Knipowitschia caucasica is the source of this 891-nucleotide messenger RNA. The record is from the annotation of a GenBank genome assembly. NCBI's taxonomy places the organism in Eukaryota, Metazoa, Chordata, Actinopteri, Gobiiformes, Gobiidae.
AUGUAUUCCAUUGUGGAAUUUCUGGAGGCGAAGGAGGUGGAGUUGGUGCCAUCAGUAUGGGUCACCAAUGGUCAUUGUGCGUGGCCCUCGGGUUUGAGGGGCACGGCACUAAGCCUUGCAGUUCGUACUGCGACCCCUGUGGAGCCAACGUGGGAGCAGUACCGCGUGCGAGUACUAUAUACAACUGAGAACUAUGAAGAGGGCCGGAGGAAAUUGAGGGAAGCCGAAAUAACAUCCGACCUCCAGUCAGAUGUGGAGACUGAAAAGAACAAAAAACGUCGUCGCAAAGCAAUGAAAAACCAUCAUUUUAUAUCAUCUUCAGAGGAUGAAGCGCCGAUGUCCUCCAUCCCUGCGGCCCAAGCCGUUCAUUUUAAUGCAUGCCCCCCUCCUCCCUUUGUUAAUUUUGACCCACCCGCCCCCAGUCAAUCACCACCCCUCCCCCGAACAUACACGGAGCUCACGGCAGAAAGCUCUCAUGGAAGCCACUCUGUAAUUUUAAAGGAGGUCCUAACUAAAUUAGAAAUGGUGCUGCAGCAAAACGACACCAUUCUCAGAAUACUCCAGCACCAGGCUACUCCUCCAGGCUUGGAGGAAGCCAUUGACCUGCCACUUGCAGACCUCCCGCAGCUGUUGGCAAUGGAGGACAAGCUUGGCUCACCAGAGUUCCGCUGUUCACUGAAAAUGAAUUGGAGGGGGGUCAACGGCAAGACUGCCCUGGCCACCCUGCAUUUGCGCAAGGUUGUCGUCGGUGCUGUGCGUAAAAACCCGAUUAUAGGGUUUACAACCGAGGCAGAGGUGGAGGACAAGAUGAAAAGAUGGCUCCAACUGAGUGCAGACAGGGAGGGGGGUAGAAAGAGAAGGCUGCUUGCUAAGGAGGGAUUAGGGCUGUAA